AAUCAAAUCGGCGGACUAAACGGAAGUACAUAAACCGUGAGAUUUGGGCGCACAGAGAUGAGCGGAGACUCGGACGGGAAUCGGGAAUUCCAUGAGCAGCUUCGGCUGCAGGAACUGUACGGUCAGAGACGGGGCGAUGGAGAUGAUCCGUACACGUACAUCGACCCUGAGGAUGGCACAGCCUACGACUGGGACCACGAGAAGAAAGCCUGGUUUCCAAAGAUAACGGAGGACUUCAUCGCUGCGUAUCAGGCGAAUUACGGCUUCAGUGAAGAUGGAGCUGCAGUAGCGACAGGAGAACCUCAGCCUGAGAAACCUAAAGAGGAGGAAGAGGAGAAGGAGGAGAAGCAGGAGGAGAAAGUGACAGACUCGGGAAGCGCUAAAGAGGAAAAUAAGAAAGGAGAGAAGAGGAAAGCAGAACCAGGCUGGUUUGAUAUCGAGCAAGAGAAAAACACAAAUGUUUAUGUGUCAGGACUCCCUCUCGAUAUCACUCCUGAUGAGUUUGUGGAGUUGAUGUCUAAAUGUGGAAUAAUAAUGCGAGACCCGAUGACAGAGGACUAUAAAAUUAAAUUGUAUAAAGACAGUGAGGGGAAUCAGAAAGGAGACGGACUCUGCUGUUACCUGAAGAGAGAGUCAGUAGCUCUGGCCGAGCGUUUGCUGGAUGAGUAUGAGAUGCGAGGUUACCGGCUGCACGUUGAAGCGGCUCGCUUUGAGCUGAAAGGCCAGUACGACGCCAGCAAGAAGAAAAAGAAGAACAAAGAGUACCGCAAAAAACUGCAGCAGCAGCAGAAGCAGCUGGACUGGAGACCUGAGAAGAAAGGAGAAGUGCGUAAGAGACACGAGCGAGUGGUGAUCAUCCAGAACAUGUUCCAUCCCUCUGACUUUGAGGAGGAUCCGCUGGUGUUGAACGAGUAUCGAGAUGACCUGCGCUCAGAGUGUGAGAAAUUCGGAGAGGUGAAGAAGGUCAUCAUAUUUGAUAGGCACCCUGAUGGUGUGGCAUCCGUGGCGUUUAAGGAGACAGAGGAGGCGGAUAUGUGUGUGGCUGCGCUGAACGCACGGUGGUUUGGAGGGAGACAGCUUUCAGCUCAACUGUGGGACGGAGUCACUGACUACCAGGUGCAGGAGACGGUCAGGGAGCGGGAGGAGAGGUUAAAAGGUUGGUCGACUUUUCUGGGAGACGAAAAGACACAAGAGAUGCAAUCAAAAGGAGGAGAAGGAACGAAAGAAGUAGGACGGCAGGAAGAGGAAAAAGAGAAACCACCGGAAGAGGAAAAAGCGAAACAACAGGAAGAGGAAAAAGCGAAACAACUGGAAGAGGAAAAAGCGAAACAACAGGAAGAGGAAAAAGCGAAACAACAGGAAGAGGAAAAAGCGAAACAACAGGAAGAGGAAAAAGAGAAACAUCAGGAAGAGUUAAAAGAGAAACAUCAGGAAGAGAAGGAGGAAGCAACUGUCGAGUCCACUGACAGCAGUUUGGCUGGGAGCGAAGACGAGUCUUAACUGUGUGUGUGUGUGUGUGUGUGUGUGUGUGUGUGUGUGUGUGUGUGUGUGUGUUUGAGAUACAGUGUAAAUCGCUGAUGGUCAUUAGCUUGAUUUUUCAGCUCUUGUAUGUGAACAUAAUGUUUUAUAAUGAAAAUAAAAUCAUCAGUGUGUGUG
Molecule: messenger RNA, 1656 nt
Organism: Ictalurus furcatus (blue catfish)
Lineage: Eukaryota; Metazoa; Chordata; Actinopteri; Siluriformes; Ictaluridae
Gene: htatsf1
Product: HIV-1 Tat specific factor 1
Exons: 10
Coding region: 58-1500 (480 amino acids)
Biological process (GO): mRNA splicing, via spliceosome
Cellular component (GO): U2 snRNP; U2-type spliceosomal complex
Molecular function (GO): RNA binding
Source: RefSeq, a predicted model, not a curated record